Molecule: messenger RNA, 600 nt
Organism: Geodia barretti
Lineage: Eukaryota; Metazoa; Porifera; Demospongiae; Tetractinellida; Geodiidae
Source: the annotation of a GenBank genome assembly
AUGAAGGGAGUUUCGCUUCCCUGCGGGAAGCGAUGCCGGUCUGAAGACCGGCGCUCCUCGCGCUCCAGGGCUACAAUCGCCAGCCGCUUGCCUGUCCGCUCGAUCCUGCGUUACGGGGCUUCCCCCCUGACUACCCCGGCCGAACCGAUCGCGGACUUCGACCAGAACUGGCAGGGUCUCGCGGACGACAUGAUCGCAACCAUGUACGCGGCUCCCGGUGUCGGCCUCGCCGCACCCCAGAUCGGAGUGGGCGUGCGUCUGGUGGUGAUUGACAUCACCGUCGGGGAAAAGGACGGCGAACUGAUCGUGAUGGCCAAUCCGGAGAUCCUCGAAUCGCGGGGCAGCCAAUCCGAAGAGGAGGGCUGCCUCUCGGUUCCGGAGUACUCCGGCGUGACCCGGCGGCCGGGUUGGGUGCGAGUGCGCGGGCAGCGUCUCGACGGUUCGUUCUACGAGAUGGAGGGCGACGGAUUGCUGGCGCGGGCCUUCGCCCACGAAGUGGACCACCUGAACGGCCGUCUCUUUCUGGAUCGGCUCGGACUCCUGAAACGAGAUCUCAUCGUUCGUAAGCUGCGUCGCCGCAUGCGUCGCGGCGACUGGUAA